Erinaceus europaeus (western European hedgehog) is the source of this 939-nucleotide messenger RNA. RefSeq names its product olfactory receptor 2AE1-like. NCBI's taxonomy places the organism in Eukaryota, Metazoa, Chordata, Mammalia, Eulipotyphla, Erinaceidae. The record is from RefSeq and is a predicted model, not a curated record. Gene Ontology annotation, biological process: G protein-coupled receptor signaling pathway. Gene Ontology annotation, molecular function: G protein-coupled receptor activity; olfactory receptor activity. The transcript has a single exon. Bases 1 to 939 code for a protein of 312 amino acids. Gene Ontology annotation, cellular component: membrane.
AUGUGGCAGAGUAAUAAGACCUCUAUGGCUGACUUCUUUCUUGAAGGGCUCUUUGAUGACUCCCUCAUCCAUGUAUUUCUGUUCUUUUUGACCAUAGUGGUCUUCAUGGUUGGGAUUAGUGGCAACACUCUCACCAUUCUCCUCAUCUGUGCUGACUCCCGGCUUCACAUCCCCAUGUACUUCUUGCUCAGCCAGCUCUCCCUCAUGGAUCUGAUGUAUGUCACUACCACAGUCCCCAAGAUGGCUGUCAACUAUCUGUCUGGCAGGAAGUCUAUCUCCUUUGUGGGCUGCGCUGCCCAGCACUUUUUCUAUUUGUCUGCGGGUUGUGCUGAAUGUCUUCUCCUAACUCUCAUGUCCUAUGAUCGCUAUGUGGCCAUCUCUCACCCACUGCGUUAUACUGUCCUCUUGAACAGAAGGGUGACACUGAUAAUGGCUAUCAUAUCAUGGAUAGGAGGAUUCAUGACCUCUCUGACCCUCACAGUGACCUUGAUGCAGUUCCCUUUCUGUGGGUCUCGUAAGAUUCACCAUUUCUACUGUGAGCUUCCAGCUGUUGUGAAGUUGGUAUGCGGAGACAUCACUGUCUAUGAGUCCACAGUGUACAUCUGCAGCAUCUUGCUUCUCCUCAUCCCCAUCCUGCUGGUCUCUACAUCCUAUGCUUUCAUCCUCCACAGCGUCAUUCAGAUGCGAUCUGCUGGGAGUAAGAGAAAUGCCUUUGCCACCUGUAGCUCUCACCUCACUGUGAUUUCUCUCUUUUUUGGUGCCUCCAUCUUCUCAUAUAUGAGGCCCAGGUCGCAGCGCACCCCACUGCAGGACAAAGUCGGUGCUGUGUUCUAUACCGUCAUUACCCCCACCCUGAAUCCUCUGAUCUACACUCUGAGAAAUAAGGAUGUAGCAAAGGCUUUGAAGAAAGUCUUGGGGAAAGAUAUCACUACUCAGUGA